Molecule: messenger RNA, 1911 nt
Organism: Acomys russatus (golden spiny mouse)
Lineage: Eukaryota; Metazoa; Chordata; Mammalia; Rodentia; Muridae
Product: leukocyte immunoglobulin-like receptor subfamily A member 6
Exons: 8
Coding region: 1-1911 (636 amino acids)
Biological process (GO): cytokine-mediated signaling pathway
Molecular function (GO): inhibitory MHC class I receptor activity
Source: RefSeq, a predicted model, not a curated record
AUGGCUGUUUCCUGUGUUCUCUUCUGGGUCCAUCCCCACGAUGAAGCCCCAUGUGAGCUGCAGUCUCUUGGAAGCAACGAGAGCGGCAGAGAGCUGGUAUCUGAGGAGAAGUCUUUGGACCCAGCUGCCGAUUUUCUUGCAGGGGAGCCCUGUAAACCCACAAUCAGGGUGGUGCCAAGCAGUGUGGUAGCUAUUGGGAGCCAGGUGACAAUCUUCUGUGAAGGGCCACUACAUGUUAAGGAGUACUAUCUCUACAAAGAAGGAAUUCAAGAUAACCUGCUACAAACAACCCUUCCUGAAACCAAGAACGAGGCCAAGUUCUCUAUCUCUUCAGUUGAAUGGUACCAUUCAGGUCAUUAUUGGUGUUCCUGUAAAAACCCUACUUACAUGUCAGAACAAAAAAGAUCUGCCAUGAGUAAAGGAAUAUGUUCACUUGGGGUUUAUUUCUCAAAUGUCAGAAGAGGAAAACAAUGCUUCCCAUAUGAGUCCACUGAAAGGGUUUCCUCUCCUCUCUUAGGAUAUCUCUCUGGAAACAUCACCCUUUCAGCCUUUCCCAACCUUGCUGUGAGUGUUGGAGGCUAUGUGACUCUUCAAUGUGACUCUCAAGAGGCAUAUGACAGGCUCAUUUUAAUGAAGGGAAAAUUGAAGUUUUCCACAGCUGUGCCUCAACAGAAUACAACCACUGGGAUAUUCCAGGCCAUAUUCAAAGUGGGUCCUGUGACCAUCAAUGAGAGAUGGAGUUUCAUAUGUCAUGGCUAUUAUAUGAGCCGCCCCCAGCUGUGGUCAGAGCCCAGUAACCACCUAGAGCUCUUGGUUUCAGGAAUCCUCUAUAAGCCCACCAUCUGGGCUCAUCCAAGUCCUGUGGUGAUAUCAGGGAGUCCUGUGACCAUCUGGUGUGAAGGGACCCAUGAAACCCAAAUAUAUGUUAUAUAUAGAGAGCAAAGCCAAGAACCCUGGUAUACACAGAAGCAAAAGGGCCACAAAAAUAAGGCAGAUUUCACCAUCUCAUCUGUGACACAACUGAAUGCAGGGAGCUAUCAAUGCUACUCUUACACCUCUGUGGGGUGGUCAGAACGUAGUGCCACUCUGGAGCUGGUGGUUACAGGAGUCUAUGAAAAACCCACCCUUUUGGCCCUGGAAAACCCUGUUGUAAAGUUAGGAGAGACUGUGUCCAUUUCGUGUGCCUCGAAUCAGAAAUUUAACUGGUUCAUUUUAAGGAAGGAUGAUCAGAAAAUCUACAGUUCCAUAUAUGAAUACUCUGGGGUGAAUCUGGCCAGGUUCCAAGUGGGUCCAAUAACCUCUACGGAAACGUGGAGGUUUAGAUGCUUUGGCUAUUUCACUACUAAUCCUCAUGUGUGGUCAGAAGCCAGUGACCCCCUCGAGCUCCUGGUCUCAGGUACCCUCAAGAAACCUACCUUGUGGGCAGAGCCAGGUUCUGUGAUCGCCUCUGGGAAUUCUGUGACCAUUUGGUGUAAGGGGACCAUGGAUACCCAAAUUUAUUUCCUGUAUAAAGAAGGAAGCCCUGCACCCUGGGACAGACAAAUUCCAAAGAAAUGUAGUAACAAGGUCAAGUUCUUCAUAGCAUCCAUGGAAAUGCAUAACGCAGGGCGAUAUCACUGUUACUGUUACAAUUCUGCUGGGUGGUCAAAUCACAGUGACACACUGGAGCUGGUGGUGACAGGAGGGCAUGUGACCCUUCUGUGUAUUUCACAACAGGCAUAUAACAGGUUCAUUCUAAUGAAGGAAGAAGAGAAGAGCUCCCGUGUUGAGUAUAUACAGAAUAAAUCCAGCAGACCCAAGUUGAAAUUCAAACAGUUUGAUACUUAUGAAGAAUCCAAUAAGAAACGCAGAAGGAAUCAUGGCACUCCAGGAAAGAGCUUUUACUACAUCAUUUUGAAGUUAUGCAAUUAG